AUGGGUGCUGUGGUGAAUCGAUGCUUCAGGUCCACGAAGCCUCUGUCGACAGCUGGAGACCAUGAGAACGAUAGUUUGGGAGAGGGUCACUGGAAGGUGAACCCAGAGAGCAGGAAGGUGAACCCAGAGAGCAGGAAGGUGAACCCAGAGAGCAGGAAGGUGAACCCAGAGAGCAGGAAGGUGAACCCAGAGAGCAAGAGGGUGAACCCAGAGAGCAGGAAGGUGAACCCAGAGAGCAAGAGGGUGAACCCAGAGAGCAGGAAGGUGAACCCAGAGAGCAAGAGGGUGAACCCAGAGAGCAGGAAGGUGAACCCAGAGAGCAAGAGGGUGAACCCAGAGAGCAGGAAGGAAGGUGAACGAGAGAGCAAGAGGGUGAACCCAGAGAGCAGGAAGGUGAACCCAGAGAGCAGGAAGGUGAACCCAGAGAGCAAGAGGGUGAACCCAGAGAGCAGGAAGGUGAACCCAGAGAGCAGGAAGGUGAUCCCAGAGAGCAGGAAGGUGAUGGAAAUCCCCAGCAUGUACACCCCAACACCCCACUCUCACUACCCAGGACCGUACACCCCUACACCCCACUCUCACUCCCCAGCCCCUACACCCCACUCUCACUACCCAGCCCUAACACCCCACUCCCACUACCCAGCCCCUACACCCCACUCUCACUCCCCAGCCCCUACACCUCACUCCCCAGCCCCUACACCCCACUCCCACUACCCAGCCCCUACACCCCAACACCCCACUCUCACUACCCAGCCCCUACACCCCUACACCCCACUCUCACUACCCAGCCCCUACACCCCACUCCCACUACCCAGGCCCGCAGAUUAG
Molecule: messenger RNA, 825 nt
Organism: Oncorhynchus tshawytscha (Chinook salmon)
Lineage: Eukaryota; Metazoa; Chordata; Actinopteri; Salmoniformes; Salmonidae
Product: extensin-like
Exons: 6
Coding region: 1-825 (274 amino acids)
Source: RefSeq, a predicted model, not a curated record